GGCUUCUACAAAAGCAUGGAGCUCCCCCAAAGGAGUAUUGGCGAGGUUGUAUAUGCAUCUUGUCUGCAGGGAGCCCCAGAGUUUUUGGGGAAAGCUCCAUCUUGUCCUCUCCCCUCCCAACAGGCUGCUGUGGCUGCAUCAGGGCUCAACACCCAGCUCGAAGGGGAUGGCCCCUUCACACUCUUGGCCCCCACAAAUGAGGCCUUUGAGAAGAUCCCUGCUGAGACCUUGAACCGGAUUCUGGGUGACCCGGAGGCCCUGCGAGACCUGCUGAACAAUCACAUCCUGAAGACAGCCAUGUGUGCAGAAGCCAUUGUCGCAGGGAUGUCUGUGGAGACCCUGGAGGGCACUACGCUAGAGGUGGGCUGCAGUGGGGAAAAGCUCACCAUCAAUGGGAAGGCCAUCAUCUCCAAUAAAGAUGUCAUGGCCACCAACGGUGUGAUCCACUUAGUUGACGAGCUGCUCAUCCCUGACUCAGCCAAGACGGUAUUUGAGUUGGCCAUGGAGUCUGACGUUUCCACAGCCAUUGACCUUUACAGACAAGCCGGCCUUGGCACUCAUCUCUCCGGAAAUGAGCGGGUGACACUCCUGGCCCCCCUGAAUUCUGUAUUCAAAGAUGGAGCUCCGCCUGUUGAUGCCAAUACCAAGAAUUUGCUUCUGAACCAUGUGAUUAAAGAUCAGCUGGCCUCCAAAUAUCUGUACCAUGGACAGACCCUGGAUACCCUGGGUGGCAAAAAACUUAGAGUUUUUGUUUAUCGCAAUAGCUUGUGCAUCGAGAACAGCUGCAUCGCUGCCCACGACAAGAGGGGGAGGUAUGGGACUCUGUUCACCAUGGACCGGGUGCUGACACCUCCGAUGGGGACCGUCAUGGACAUCCUGAAAGGCGACAGUCGCUUCAGCAUGCUGGUAGCCGCCAUCCAGACUGCAGGGCUGACGGAAACGCUCAACCGGGAAGGGGUCUACACAGUCUUUGCGCCCACUGACGAAGCCUUCCAAGCCAUGGAGCCAGAAGAACGGAACAAACUCUUGGGCAAUGCCAAAGAACUUGCCAAUAUUCUGAAAUACCACAUUGGUGACGAAAUCCUGGUCAGUGGAGGCAUUGGGGCCCUGGUGCGGCUGAAGUCUCUCCAAGGCGACAAGCUGGAAGUCAGCUCAAAAAACAAUGCAGUGUGUGUCAAUAAGGAGCCUGUCGCUGAGGUUGAUAUCAUGGCCACUAAUGGCGUGGUCCAUGCUAUCUCCAGUGUUCUGCAGCCACCAGCCAACAGACCUCAGGAACGAGGGGAUGAACUUGCAGACUCUGCGUUUGAAAUCUUCAAACAGGCAUCAGCAUUUUCCAGGGCUUCCCAGACCUCUGUGAAACUAGCCCCGGUCUAUCAGCGGUUAUUAGAGAGGAUGAAGCACUAGUGCAAGGACCGCAGGAAGAAUACACUUCGGUAGCUCCCGCCAAUUUCUCUCAGUUUGCCAAAGAGACUGAAUGUUUUUGAAACCAAAUAUCACACUUCAAUGUACAUGGGCCACACACUAUAAUGAGAUCUGAGCCUUGGGUGAGUGGGGGUGGGGGGGGAGGGAGACAGAGAGACAUGUAUUUCCCCCGACUCCUAAAACAUGGCUGUUAACCCACCGCAUGCAGAGACCUGGAUGUUGCUGCUUAGCAUUCACUUCCAGAGAGGACCUGUCCCAAAUGUGGAAUCUCCUGCCUGUGCCAAGUGCUCUGGAAAAGAAGUUUAGUGGAACUCACAAAACAUGAAUCAAGCAAGCUGGCAUGACGGGGAGUCCUGGCACGGGUUUUGUAAAGCUCUUUCCCAGCUGGAGAAAUGGCAUCAUUAUAAGCUAUGAGUUGAACUGUUCUUUCAAGCAUGUCUCGCACCUCCACGUGGCUUGGACACUCCUGUGUGGCCUGUCCAGGUAGAAAAGAGAGGGUAGGGAGAGCCCUCAGAGCCCAGGAUUUCCCAGGUGUGGCAGAGCCCUGGUGUGUUUGUAAUAAUAAAACCAAAGAAACAUACUCCCGCGUGGAUGGGACCUGGGUAUUCACAAGAGCCAGGUUUCUGUCCCUGGGGCUGUGUUGCUGCUUCAUACUGAGCUUCCACCCAGAGCAGUUGGGCAGGGAUCCCUGAGGGACUUGUUUGUUUCUGUCUCCACCAGCCCUGGGGUCUUGUGUUCCUCAAUAUUCACUUCUCCAUUUACGCCUCUUGUUGGCCUGAACCCUUGGCCUUCCUUCCAACCUCACCACUCCCGCCUCUGUUAGACUUUGGAAUCCUCUCUCAGCACCACCCUGUGAAGUGGUUGCUGGCACCGCCCAUUAUUCAGAAGCGGCUCAGGAAUGGGAAAGCCACUGAUAAUGUAGAAAAUGGCGAGCUGGGACUAAAACCCAUGUCUCCUGGUCUCCCAGCUACCACCAUUUGACAAGCCAGCAAAUGCAGGUUUCGCAGACUCAGACCCUCUUUGCCAACCCACGUUCAAACCCCUUCCUGGUUCAUUCUUUCAUCUCCAUCUUUAAGUGUCCUCAGCACCAAGAGGCAGUAUAGCAUGGCUGUGG
Molecule: messenger RNA, 2536 nt
Organism: Talpa occidentalis (Iberian mole)
Lineage: Eukaryota; Metazoa; Chordata; Mammalia; Eulipotyphla; Talpidae
Product: transforming growth factor-beta-induced protein ig-h3-like
Exons: 11
Coding region: 16-1404 (462 amino acids)
Biological process (GO): extracellular matrix organization; cell adhesion
Cellular component (GO): extracellular matrix
Molecular function (GO): cell adhesion molecule binding
Source: RefSeq, a predicted model, not a curated record